Molecule: messenger RNA, 1438 nt
Organism: Oreochromis niloticus (Nile tilapia)
Lineage: Eukaryota; Metazoa; Chordata; Actinopteri; Cichliformes; Cichlidae
Product: collagen alpha-4(VI) chain
Exons: 9
Coding region: 190-1287 (365 amino acids)
Source: RefSeq, a predicted model, not a curated record
AUCACAGUUAAAUUGUUCCAUUUGGGGCAACAACUGGUUCCUGGCCUGGCCAUUCCAUGCUUUUCUGGUGUAGGAUCAUGGCCUCAGCCUCAGACGGAGAUCCUGGUUUGCCGGGUGAGGAAGGUGUGCAGGGACCAAAGGGGCACCCAGGACCAGAAGGGUCCAAACGGUCCUCCUGGAAGCGGAGUGAUGACUUGCCAGGUGAUCAAGUACGUCAGAGACAACUGUGCUUGUUCACACGGUGAGUCACAGUGUCCGGUCUACCCCACUGAGCUGGUGUUCGGCUUGGACAUGUCUGACGACGUGACUCCGACGGCCUUCGAGAGGCAGCGCUCCGCCCUCCUCCACCUGCUGGAGGACUUGAGCAUCGCUGAGAACAACUGUCCACAAGGCGCUCGUGUGGCUGUGGUUGGAUACAGCGCCUACACCAAGUACCUGAUCCGCUUCCAGGACCACCAUCGCAAGACUCCGCUGAUAGAAGCUGUGAAGAACAUCGCCCUAGAGAAGACGUCCAACAAACGCCAGCUGGGCGCCGCCAUGCGCUUUGUGGGUCAGAACAUCUUCAAACGAGUGCGAGCUGGCUUCAUGGUGAGGAAGGUGGCCGUCUUUUUCACCAAUGGGGCGUCCCAGGACAUCGAUGCCAUUCUUGCUGCCAUUAUGGAGUACCGGGCUCUUAACAUUGUCCCAGCAAUCAUCUCCCCGAGGAACGUUCCCGCGAUUAAUCAGGCGAUGGAGGCUGACGACACAGGAAACUCCAUCUUCACGGUGCUGAGGAGGCCACAGGAGCCGGCUGCUGACCUGAGGAGGGUCAAGAACUGUGCCAUCUGUUAUGACCCCUGCAGGCGUGCAGAGGAGUGCGCCUUCAUCCAGGAACCAGCGGCGCCUCAGCAGGUGGAUGUGGACCUGGUCAUGGUGCUGGACAGCUCCAGGGAGAUCCAGGCCGAUGAAUACACCGGUGCCCAGCAGCUGCUGAGCUCUGUGGUGGAGCAGCUGGCCGUGAGUCCACAGCCCCGCCGCCAGGCCCGAGUAGCUCUGGUCCAACAGAGCACCAAGGUGGAGUUCGGCCUGCAGACCUACCAGAACGGUGAAGACGUACAUGAUGCAGAACAUGCAGCAGCAGGGCGGCUCUUUGGCACUGGGACAGAUGCUGGACUACACCCUGAGGGAGGUGCUGCUGAAGGCCGGCCAGCCGCGCAGCAAGAGGGCCGUCCUGACUGUGGUGGGCACCAAGACGGCCUACAGGGACCAGGCCAAGCUGCGCUACAUCUCCCAGAAGGCCAAGUGUGAGGGGGUGGCGCUGUUUGUGGUGGCGGUGGGUGAUCGUUAUAAACGCAGGGAGGUGGAGGAGCUGGCCAGCGUGCCGACACAGCAGCACCUGAUCAGAUUCAACAGGCUGAAGGCCGACGAGCAGGGCUACGCCCAACGCUUCAUCCGAGUC